This is a messenger RNA of Delphinapterus leucas (beluga whale), 1445 nucleotides long. The record is from RefSeq and is a predicted model, not a curated record. NCBI's taxonomy places the organism in Eukaryota, Metazoa, Chordata, Mammalia, Artiodactyla, Monodontidae.
AGGGAGGUACGUCCCGGAUCCUGGGAGGCGGCCGUGGGUCUGGAAUGGUUUCUUGUUUAAAACCAGUUUUUGUGAAGCCUUUCAGUGCUGCAAGUUUACCCUCAACGGCGCUGAGGGUCAUGUAGUAUUAAAUACUUGUUGUCUGGAGUUUCCUACUCAGUAAACGGAACAAAAAGCAGAAAGUAUAUAUAACUGUGCUGAUAUAGAAAUAUCUCCAAAAUGGAACUAUGCCUUUGGAGGUGGUGGUGGAACUACAGAUCCGGGCGAUUUCUUGCCCAGGGGUGUGCCUUCCUGGCAAGCAAGAUGUGUUCCUUGGGGUUUACCUCCUGAAUCAGUACCUGGAGACACACUGCUUUCCUUCCGUGUUCCCUAUUAUGAUUCAGCGGAGCAUGAGGUUUGAAAAGGUAUUUGAAAAUGCAAUAGAUCCUGGAGCUGUAGCAGACAUUUUAGAAAGCUUUCUAACCAGGUUUGAGUUAAUACAGCUAGUGCCUCCAGCGUGGGAAGAGUUGGCCUAUUAUGAAGAAAACACGCGGGACUUUCUCUUCCCUGUACCCAGGCUGACACCUUCGUACCCUGGGCUGUGUAGGGAGGUGCUCAUGAAGACAGUUGAAGGUUUUCCGGGCAUUGCUCCCAAAAUAGAGUUUUCUACGAGGACAGCCAUCAGAGAACCUGUGUUUCUGCAUAGAAACAGAUUUCUUGAAGAAAGAUGUAAGUCACGAAGGCCUUUAUCCACAUCAAAUGGACCAAAAUUCCACUUAAGUAGUAUAAAGAUGAAACCAAGGGAGAGUAAUCUUGACAGACUGCCCCAAGGCAUGCAGUCCCGGCCGCCCUCUCCAUAUUUCACCAGGCGUUUCUUUCAGGACCAGCCAGCUCAACUGAAUCUUGGAGAUAGUUUCAAAAUACCUGGAGAAAGCAAACCUCCAUUUGUAGUAAGACAUGUGGACAGUGCAAAGCCCUUUGGUGAGAACAGUUCAGAGCAUCAUUCCCAGAAGUCUAGAAGAAAAUCUGACUUUUCAAACUUUCCAUUUCCAGUGAGAAGAGCUUCUUCUCUUGACAGCCUUGCAGCUAACAUAAAGGUUAUCAAAGAGCCAGAUGAACGGAUUGUUUUAAGGAAUGAAUCACCAUUAUCGUUAGAUUCAAGUAAGUUUGGAAAGCCCUCAGCCAGUUACAGUCAUCAAGGGGAUGCCGAUUUCCACUGGGGAACUUCAUUUGCCACCUCCCAACACUGCAGAACUCCCAGCCCUCUUCUGGAUCAGCCCCUUCUCCGAGAAAGGUCAGCAGCAAGCACCCGGCUCUUUGCUAGAAGAGUGCCUUGUGGUCUGGCAGGAGUAAAGUCAGGUCACUUCAUCAGUUUGCUUCCUUAGGAAUAUUCAGCUGGGGACACCUUGAUAUGAAAAAUUAUUAUUCCUUGAAAAAUAACCCCAAAAGUAAGAAUUGAGACUUUU